AUGCGGCGUGUCGCCGUAUUACUUGCGUGGCCCAGCGCCCCUUUCGUUUCCGGAGGGAGCGGCUUUGGGGGAAGCAGUGGCGGCAGUUCCAUGACUAAGUUCGCCCACAGGGCCGCUGCUCUGAAACGCAAGUAUCGAGGCCGAGGGCAGUACGAUUUCGCUAGACGCGAGGCGGAGCGUUUUUUGGAGACUGAAGUCCCUCAAAAUGAGAUAAAUGUGUGGAUCGAACAGGGAAACAAUGCGGUGGCUCUAGCGCAGCUCCUCUCAUUCUUCGAGAUAGAACCAGACACCUCAUUGCAGGCACUCAUUACAAACAAACUUGUGCGUACGUUAGAUGAUAAAAACCACGACGGUGUCACCCGUCUUCUAGCAGCUGUGGCGCUGACUCAACGCGGCGACCAAUAUUUGGAGCGGACGUUUGCCACUGUAGACAGGGUACUAAAUGAAAUUUCUCAGGAGGGUGGUAGUAGCAAUACUGACUAUCAUGACUUUUGGAAUUUGAUCGAGUGCGCUGCAAAGGUCUUGCAGCGUGGCGGCAAGCACGCGCCCAGUACUUUAAGUGAGACGCUCGCACAGGUUGCCGUCACACGCCUACAGAAUACACCAACAACCGAUAUGCCGCGGAUGCAGCCCCCGCUGCUGAGGGUCUACAGUUGGUUAGUACGCACUGGUAAGGUCGCUGAGGCUAGUCAUUUCCUUGUCGCCCUUUUGGAUCAUUCAGGCGAAUUCCACAGCUACGAUUUUUCCACGCUGAUGAACUCAUGCCUUCGGCACCAUCAGCUGCUUCCUUUCCCACCCCAGCUGCAGCAGCGCCUUGCCCGUGCAGGUCUUAUGUACUCUACGACGGCUAAUGGACGUGAUGUUGCUUCCAUCAUCGGGUCUGUAGCGAAGAUGGUUGGAUCUUUGCAACCGGGAAGGAACGGCUUAACACAGCACGAUGUGUGUGAGCUUGGGGGGCGGCUUAGCACUCUUUUAGAGGAAUAUGAACCACGUGUGAUGAGCUUCUUUGACUGUAAUGAUAAGUUGCACUGGAGUCACUGCGAUGACAUGACAACCAUUGCCUUCGCAUAUGAAAUGGGCGGCCGACUUCGUUACAGAAACGUGUUUCUCGCAUACCAGGCGUACGUAGGGCGGCACGUUGGCCGAUUUGAGCCCCAGCAAUUGGCAAUGGCAGCUGGCAUUCUUCGCCGCUCAAGUCUACUGUCGCAAGAAUUGGCGGUGCGUCUUGGGGAGCGCAUAGAAACGGUGCUCGGUGAGUUUUCGUUGUCAGAGAUAAGCCACAUUUGUGCAACAUUCGCUCCUAUGGCACCCUCCUGGAUGCCGGAGGCUAAGGCAGUGGCAAGUCGAUUGUUACAACCCGAGUGCAGCAGCCACACAAAACUGUUGCUUGCCCUGGCCUUUCCAGACGAUGAGGCAUUGCAUGCACAGGUUAAUUUGAGUGAUGUAUCAGCUCGACAGCUCGUUGACGCCCUGUCUUUGGUACAGGGCACGAAAUUUGAUGGGGCACUUGUGGCGGAGCUGGUUGCCCGAUUACAAGCGGCCCAAGAGCGCUUCUCUCCUGAUGAGAUUCGUAUGCUUCAGGCCUCCGGGCGGCCCGAGCUACACUCAGCUUGUGUUGCUUUCCUCUCCGCUCGAUUUGCUGAGGCGGAGUGGACAAGCGAUACCCUUUACUGUCUGCCACUGGCUGCCAAUCUGAUUCCGCACGCUCGAGACACAGCAAAGGCGCUUGAAGCUGCCAAAACAGUAUCGGUGUCACCGGAGCAAUUUGUUUCUUUGGUUGAGCUCAUGACGGGCGUAUUUGGAGGAGGGUCGGGAGAUGCCAUAUGCCACUUUGUGGUGAGUGGCGGUCAGGAGCUUCUUGGAGCGGAACGAAUUCGGAUGGGCACUGUACUGCGCUAUCUUGAAGCGGUGCGACCACUAGCAAAAAUGCACCCGGGACCCGAAUGGCUUGCGCGAUUUAGAGAAAAGUUUCAUGAGCGGUUGUGCAAUAUAAAUGCCAAGGAAAUGGAAAAUUUGCUUUGUUCGCUGUGCACCGUCUAUGGAAGCGUCACCCAACAGCCGUUGCUGGAGCAGAUACUUACCGAGCUCGUGAACGGUCCGUAUGGGCGACUCACACAACCGGAUGAAACAACCGCGAGAAUCACGGUCCUUCUUGCGCAGGCUCAGCAAGGUGCCUUGCAGACGCCACUGACUCAAUCUAGUCCAAUGGUUAAAUCUGUUAGGUCUAACGCUGAUGCGUAUGAGCCCCAGCUCCGAGAGGCUGUGAGAAACAUAGCUCUCCCGCAGGAGGCAGAGCAGAAGCGGGUUGGUCGGUUCACGUUGAAAAUGACGAAGGCAUUAGGGGAGGCACCACCUGUAAACGAGCUGACGGUCUCACAAGAUUUGAAUGAGUCGUUGUCAAUGGACCCCUUUUCGAAUGCGACAAUAGGCAUGCCCGGUAAGACAGAAAGUAAAAGUUCCGCUGGCUCUGACGCUCUGGUAGUUGCUCCACCAUUUGCGAUGAAUGCGGGCCAUACGUUAACCAGUUCAACUGAAAUUGGUGGUGCCAGUGGCUCAGGGGCCGCCCCCCAAACUGGCCUUGCCUCAAACACCAAUGAAAGCAGUGCUGACGCCGCAGGGAGCACUAACCGUGCUCGGGGCAGCAACGUCCACCAGCAGCAACAACAGCAACAUCAGCAGCAAAAUGAACCGGACAGGUAUCGAACGGACAAACCUGCUGCUGCGGAGGGGAACCCAACGGGAUUCAACUCGACGCUGUGGUCCAUGUUCAAAAAUCCUCUGAGUUCCGCUGAAGAUCCGCAGCGGUCGCAGCAUUUUGGUACCUCCGCCUCCGCCUCUGCCUCAACCUCGUCACCUGUGACCUUGCGGUCGCCAGAAACCCGUACUGCUUCGCCAUUCAUGGGACUUUUGAACCAUAAUAAUCCUCCCACCACCAUGUUUGCGUCACCACCGCCCGAGAAGCAUCGUCCGGCUGCUGUUCCCGAGAGAAGUUACAGUCAGCAACUGGAACAAAAAUGCCACGAGGAGGGGCAACCGCGCCGCACAAAGAUUCCUUUAAGCGAUGUGCGAUCUGCCGCUCUUAAGGACAACAGAAGUAGUGGGGGCACAGGUCAAUAUUCCAAGCAGGAAUAUCCAAAGUAUGAACUCGGCAACUGGGGUGCUUCACCACCGUCAAAUACAUCAUGGCUUUCUUCAGCUUCGAUGUGGGGUGCCCCCGAAGAAAGCCCUGUGGUACCCCAAUCAAACAUGGAAGGAUUAGGCGGCACCUGGCCGUCAAUGAAACCGCAGCCGACGCAGGCAUUCGGUGCGCCCAGUAGUAGCAAUAUCUUUGGUUUAUCCACUGACCAACAACAACGGGACCCAUAUUACUACAAUCAGUUCCAUAACCAGCAGCAACAGUACAACCAGCAGGCUAACCAACCACAUCAGUCCCAGCAGUUCCGGCAGCCGCAGCAGUUCCUAUACGAACAGCAACAGCAGCAACAACAACAACAGCAACAGCAACAACAGCAGCGGCAUAUACCAUUUCAUCAACCCCAGCAGACACAGCGACCGCAGCACCAACAACUACAAUACCACCACCAGCAGCAGCAGCAACAACAACCACCACAGUGGCAGCAGCAGCAACACCAACGUUUUCCACAAGAGCAGCAGCAUUAUUUCCAGCAGCAGCAACAGGCACCACAACAGCAGCUGUUCCACCAUGAGCACUCCGGUCAACAACAGAAGUACAACCGUCAGCAACGAGAGCAUCAACCGGGUCUCAUUCCUGGUGCAACCUCCUUCGGCGCAUCUGCAAUGCAAGUGCUUCGCCCUGCAAACACUGGGUUGCAGAGAAGUAAUACACCUGUAGUAGGAGGAAUGCUGUACUCUGAUCAAACGUCUUCGUCUCGUGCUCGGCCGGUGAUCACUAAAGUGCUUUUGAAGUCGACGCAGCUUCUGCCGGGCGCACCGCAGAAUGAUGAUGACAACCCGCCAUUUGCAAAGGAUUUGAGUGGAACCAAUAUAGGUUUCCAAAGUCCCAAGAAGUUUAUCGAGCGCUCACCCCGAAAGGAGGAAGAGCAAGAGGAUGAUGAUGGUGAAGAGGAGGAGGAAGGAAGUGAGGACACCGAUGAGGAGGCGGAAGAGCCUCCGAAGAAGACGAGGGGAGCUCGUGCAGAGGUGGGUGGGAAGAAGGCGAAUCGAGCUGGAAAAAUUCGAAAUGACUUGAAGGAGUGGUUAGACUCACCCCCUGAGAAGGAACUUGAGCCAAUGCGGGCAACCAGAAAGAAAAGAGCUGCUGCUGCUGCCACUGCCGUUGUGAAGGGUAAAGCCAAAGACACUGGAAAGCGGGGAAAGAGCAAGGAUCCGGCAGCAGGGACGAGAGGGGCGGCAACAGCCAAAGGAAAGGCGGCAAAUAAGAAGACAGUUGCUGCAAAGAAUAGUAAGGCGGCUGUCACAGCGACUGAGAAGGCAAAAACCGCUGGUAAGCAGGCGGCUGUCACAGCGGCUGAGAAGCCAAAAGGAGCGGGUAAGCAGGUGGCUGCCGCAAAGAAUGCUAAGGCAACGGCAGCAGCGACAGAGAAAGCAAAGGGCGCAAAUAAACAGACGGCGAAGACUACAAAAGCCAAGAAACCUGUAGCAAAACCCACAGCAAAGAAGCAGCCUGCAGAGCCGGCUGCUUCCAAGAAGAAACCCGGUAGGAAACCCACUGAGAAGGCGAAGGCUGGGAAGCGGUAG
Messenger RNA from Trypanosoma brucei brucei TREU927, 4719 nucleotides. RefSeq lists its product as hypothetical. The transcript has a single exon. Lineage: Eukaryota; Euglenozoa; Kinetoplastea; Trypanosomatida; Trypanosomatidae. The record is from RefSeq and is a predicted model, not a curated record. Bases 1 to 4719 code for a protein of 1572 amino acids.